Molecule: messenger RNA, 1485 nt
Organism: Lentinula edodes (shiitake mushroom)
Lineage: Eukaryota; Fungi; Basidiomycota; Agaricomycetes; Agaricales; Omphalotaceae
Exons: 10
Coding region: 1-1485 (494 amino acids)
Molecular function (GO): LPPG:FO 2-phospho-L-lactate transferase activity
Source: RefSeq, a predicted model, not a curated record
AUGGAUCCUAUCACGAAUAGCAGUUCAUUCUCAACUCUGGGGGUUCACCUUGAUGGUGUCGACAGUCCUGGCUCUUCUGUAUUUGACCUCCCAAUCCAAAAUACAAUCUCAGCCCGCUCUAAUCCCCGCUUGGAAAUACGUCCACCAGCAAUAGACACGUUGACCGAACUGCGCGAUAUUACUGCUCAUGAACCAAAAUUCCUGGGCUCUAAUUCCUUUGUUCUCGUUUCUGGAGGGACGGGUGGAAACGCAAUAUGCACAGCAUUCCCCAAUGCAUGUUAUGUGCUGCCAGUUUCGGACGACGGCGGUUCCUCGAGCGAGAUAAUUCGUGUUCUUGGUGGUCCAUCUGUUGGCGAUAUUCGGAGUAGGCUCGUGCGUCUCAUACCCCCAGCUCCACCAUCUUCGCCGUUGAAUGCUAUCAGGACCCUCCUUGCUUAUCGUCUACCUCACCAUUACUCGGAGCGGCAGGCUCGAGAGGAGUGGAGAGACAUUGUUGAGGGAAGGAGCGCUCUUUGGAAUGGCAUUCCAACUGACCGAAAGGAAACCAUCCGUGGUUUCUUGGUGUAUUUCGAGAGUGAAUUAUUGAAACGUGCGCACAAGAAUUUCACCUUCGUCAACGGAAGUAUCGGUAACUACUUCAUAGCUGCCGCUCAAGGAUUUUUCCGCUCUUUGCCUUCCGCAAUUUUUCUAUUCUCUUCUAUCACCAACAGUCAGGCAAACAUACUUCCUGUGAUCGUCACAAAUCAUACUGUUACCAUUGCUGCCGAGCUGGAAGACGGGCAAAGAAUUGUCGGGCAGUGCGACAUUUCUCACCCAGUCGCAAUCACACAGGCCCCCAUUAUCAACGUCGUUGAUUCCGAUGAGUGGUCUCCUCUUGAUGGCCUGGAAAGCCAAACACGAAACGUCCUCUUCCAAGCAGAGGGCAAGGACGAUUAUGAGCCUUUAAGCUCACCGAUAUCCAGGCUCCUUUACAUUAACGCAUACGGGAUUGAGAUUCAUCCUUCCCCAAAUCCAGAUUAUCUGUCGAGUCUCAGGACUAACAAUGCACUGGUGUAUUCUUGUGGUUCGCUCUGGACGAGUAUCAUGCCAUGCUUAGCAUUGCAGGGAGUAGCCCGCGCUAUCGCAGGUUCUGAUACACUUCGCGCCAAGAUUCUGCUCUUAAACAGUGAAAAUGAUAGAGAAACCGCUGGAUACUCUGCCGUCGAUUACAUACAAUCCAUAGCUCGCACUCUCAAUACCCAAUACCAGCAUCAACCGUACGGCUUGGGAAACGCACAAACAAUGUAUCCAAUUUCCGCAUUCGUAACGGAUUUAGUCUACCUCAAAGGUGGUGCGGUGAAUGUAAAUGUGGACCAGAUCACAGCCCUCGGUGUUAGAUGCACCGAAGUGGUUCCUGAGGAGGAUGGCGAAAGCAACCAGCUACCUAGAUUCUCUGCUAGCACAGUGAGGCGCGCAAUCAAUACAAUUUUGACUCGCGACCUGUGA